Vitis riparia (riverbank grape) is the source of this 1565-nucleotide messenger RNA. RefSeq names its product ATP synthase gamma chain 1, chloroplastic-like. Gene Ontology annotation, cellular component: chloroplast thylakoid membrane. The record is from RefSeq and is a predicted model, not a curated record. Bases 41 to 1177 code for a protein of 378 amino acids. Gene Ontology annotation, molecular function: proton-transporting ATP synthase activity, rotational mechanism. The transcript has a single exon. NCBI's taxonomy places the organism in Eukaryota, Viridiplantae, Streptophyta, Magnoliopsida, Vitales, Vitaceae. Gene Ontology annotation, biological process: proton motive force-driven ATP synthesis.
ACAAACCCUUUCUUCUGUUUUUCGUUGUCUAGUCUAGGACAUGUCCUGCUCCACUCUUCCACAGUGGCUCUCCUCAAAACCCUCAAAUCCGCAGAGAUUUUUGUUCUCAUUUCAAAACCCAUUUCGUUUGCUCCCCUGUAUUUCGCCCCCAAAUGGCCCCUUCCAGUCCUCUCUAUUCGUUCGCUGCAAACUCCGAGAGCUCCGCCAACGAAUCGAUUCCAUAAAGAACACCCAAAAAAUCACUGAAGCCAUGAAGCUAAUCGCCGCCGCCAAGGUCCGGCGAGCCCAAGAAGCCGUCAUUAACGGCAGACCUUUCUCCAAUACCCUAGUGGAAGUCCUCCACUACAUCAACGAACAGCUCCAAGACGACGGCGUUUCAGUCCCCUUAACAGAGGUCAGGGCUGUGAAGAGGGUUGCCCUCCUGGUGAUCACCGGUGAUCGCGGCCUCUGUGGCUCUUUUAACAACGGAAUCCUCAAAAUGGCUGAGACCCGUAUCGCAGAAUUGACAGAUCUUGGAUUGGACUGCACUGUGAUCAGCGUCGGACGAAAGGGUAAUUCGUAUUUUCGUCGCCGGAGUCGUGCUCCGGUGGUUUCGGUGGAUCGUUUUGUUGAAGGAGGAGGUCGGUUUCCGACCGCAAAAGAGGCUCAGGUCAUUGCGGAUGACGUUUUCUCGCUGUUUGUGAGUGAAGAGGUCGAUAAAGUGGAGCUUUUGUAUACGAAAUUCGUGUCGUUUGUGGAGUCCCAGACGGUGAUUCAAACUCUGCUGCCAUUAUCGAUGAAGGGAGAGGUCUUUGAUCAGAACGGCAACUGUGUUGAUGCAAUGGAAGAUGAGUUGUUUAGGUUGACCACAAAGGAAGGGAAACUGAGCGUGGAGAGGGAUAAGGUCCAGCCGGAGAAGGUUGAAUUUUCCCCAUUUUUGGAAUUUGAACAAGACCCAGCUCAGAUUCUCGAUGCCUUGAUGCCUCUGUAUUUGAACAGCCAGAUUCUGAGGGCAUUGCAGGAGUCACUGGCGAGUGAGCUCGCUGCAAGGAUGUGUGCCAUGAGUAAUGCAACAGAUAACGCGGUGGAGCUGACGAAGACUCUCUCCCUUGCCUAUAAUCGGAAGAGGCAGGCCAAAAUCACAGGUGAAAUAUUGGAGAUUGUUGCUGGAGCUGAUGCUCUUUCUGAACAGCCAUAAUUUGGAGCUUGGGCUUCUUAGAUGAGAAGUAGAAAGAGACUAGGAUCAAACAGAUCAUACACCAUUUUUUUCAUAGUUGUAGUCUUUGGACUAUGCUACAGAACAAUGGGAUCAUACACCGUUUCCCUGUGAUAUGGCUGUUAUAUUGCCCUCUGGCUUCCUGGUCUCUAUUGUUAUGGUAGGUUUUGGCUCUAUGUUCACUCCAUUGCUUUACCAGAGAGUGAAUUUUGUACUCCAUAGAUGAUUAUGCGGGUUGUACUAUGCUAAUUGGUCAAAAACCAGUUCAUUAUGCAUAGCCCCAAGAAAAUGAGAUUGGGGUUUAUCAGUUGGAAGUUUUGUUUCAGGUGAUUUUUGGUUGCUAUAAUAGAGUUGCUCUAUAUUCUUGGAA